Molecule: messenger RNA, 1812 nt
Organism: Paraphaeosphaeria sporulosa
Lineage: Eukaryota; Fungi; Ascomycota; Dothideomycetes; Pleosporales; Didymosphaeriaceae
Product: tripeptidyl peptidase-like protein
Exons: 2
Coding region: 1-1812 (603 amino acids)
Biological process (GO): proteolysis
Molecular function (GO): tripeptidyl-peptidase activity; serine-type endopeptidase activity
Source: RefSeq, a predicted model, not a curated record
AUGCGAGGCUCGAUCAUUGUCUCAGCUGUUCUGCUGGGCUUGUCGUAUGCGAAGCCGACGCUUAACCGCCGAUAUGUGGUCAAGGAGAGCCAUCCUGUCCCGACGGAGUUUUCCCGCGUGGGAGAGGCACCAGGUCAUCAUUUGAUGCGUCUGCAGAUCGCCGUGAAGCAGGGCCAAUUCGAAGUAUUGGAGAAGCAUCUGUGGGAGAUCUCUGAUCCGGACCAUGCUCGCUACGGGAAACACCUGAGUCUCGCCGAAGUCAACGAUCUGGUUAAGCCAACGGAUGAAUCUACUGACAUGGUCCGCGAAUGGUUGCAUGAACAUGUAUCGCCAGAACACAUCGAGGCCAGUCCAGCUGGCGACUUUUUGUCAUUCACCCUGCCGAUCGCCAAGAUUGAGCAGAUGCUGCAGACCAACUACUCCAUCUAUCAGCAUGAGGAUGGCUCAAAGCUUGUGCGAACCCACGAAUGGAGUCUACCGCUGCAUUUACACGAGCAUGUCUCGGCUGUGCAGCCGACUACAGCUUUCAUCCGCACCGUUCCGCAGGCCAAGACAUAUGUUUCCGUUCCUGGAGCAGCAGAGGUUCCUACUGUCCAGACUUACGGCGGCAAGCCCACAGUCGAGAAGGUGUGCGAUACCGCCGGCGUGACACCGCUUUGCCUAAGGACACUGUACGGCACCGUCGACUACAAGCCCAAAGCAGCCGGCCGCAACCAGAUCGGUCUGACCAACUACCUCGGCGAGCUCAACAACCGCUCCGACGCAGCCAUCUACCUGAAGAACUACCGCCCAGAAGCCAUCUCCGGCGCCCAGACCUUCAAGCAAAUCUCCGUCGCCAACGGCUCUCUGCAGCAGACACCCGAGACGCCCGCGCAGCUCAAAGCCGGCACCGGCGUCGAAGGAGCCCUCGACGUGCAAACCAUCCUAGGCGUCUCCUGGCCAACUCCCCUCCUCGCCUGGUCCACCGGCGGCGACCCGCCCCCCUUCACCCCCGACGCAGACGACCCCACCGUAGACAACGAGCCCUAUCUCACCUGGGUGAACUACGUCCUCCGCCAGCCCUUCGUGCCCCAAGUAAUCUCAAACUCUUAUGAAGACAACGAGCAGACCGUGCCCCUCUCGUACGCCAGGGUCGUCUGCUCGCAGUUCGCACAGCUCAGCGCGCGCGGCGUGUCCGUCCUCUUCGGCAGCGGCGACGGCGGCGUGGGCGGCGUCCAGCCCGGGGGCUCCUGCAAAUCCAACGUCGACGGCAGCACGCGCUUCAUCCCGCUGUUUCCGUCCAGCUGCCCGUAUGUGACUUCGAUCGGCGCAACCGUCGGCUUCAACCCCGAAGUCGCGGCGUAUGAUCCGCGCAACAAGUUCUCCACCGGCGGCGGCUUCUCAAACUACUUCCCCCAGCCCGCGUGGCAGGCUAAGGCGGUGAAGUCUUACCUGCACACCCUCGGUGACGAAUUCGAAGGCCUGUACAACACGAGCGGUCGCGCGUACCCUGAUCUUUCAGUCUACGGCGUCAACUACACCAUCAUCUGGAACGGGACGUUGAGGCGCGUGGACGGGACGAGCGCGGCGACGCCAACGGCGGCGGGUAUCUUCGCGUUGUUAAACGAUGCGCUGAUUGCGCACGGGAAGCCUACCUUGGGCUUCCUGAACCCAUGGUUGUACAAGAAGGGCAAGGCGGCGUUUGUGGAUGUCACGAGCGGCAGUGCACCUGGAUGCAACACAACGGGAUUCCCUGCUACCAUAGGUUGGGAUCCUGUGACUGGGUUCGGGACACCGCGAUUCGACAAGUUGUUGAAGGCUGUCGGGCUAUAA